AAUAAAAUAAAAUAAAAUAGUUAAAAUAUAUUUAAAAAAAAGAAAAAAAAAAAGAAGUAAAAAUCAAUGUACUAUAGUUUAAACUUAUCUGUGUUAAUACUUCAAUACUAACUAAAUAUUUGUUGUAUUAAUAUUGCCAGGAAAUUGAUCUUGCGUUGUCCGACAUUACCAUCAACAUCGACAGGUCAAAGGUCAUGGAGUACCUUCUACCAGCUAUAUACUACGACUACACUGACGUCAUCUACAAAGAAGAAAACAAUGAAGUAACAUCAUGGGCGACGAUACUCCGACCGUUCUCCCCCGCUGUGUUUAUGGCGAUCGCCGGGUCUGCUGGCAGUUUUUUCAUCCUCUAUGUGUCGGCGAUGGCACUGCUUCGAAAGACGCACAAGGUUCGAAAUGAACCCAAGACGGUCACCGACGUACUGUGGUUCACGAUAUCCUCUCUGGUUAAGCAAGGUAGCACCGUAAAAUCUUCCUCUCAAAGCAUCCGGGUCCUGGUGUCGUCGUGGAUGCUGUUUACCGUCAUCAUCAUUGCCGUAUACACCGCUAACCUGACUGCGGUGUUCAGCGUGCGGCCCGUAGUCAAACAGUUCUCGAGUCUGGGACAACUUCUCGAUAACCCCAAGUAUAAAAUAGGCGUUUUACAUGGCAGCAUUCUCACCAUGAUACUCAAGAACUCGUCCCAUCCAGAUUAUCGUAGAGCUUGGAAUAAGAUUUUAAAAGAUAGCAAAGAUGAUCCGGAUGUUUUCACUACAAAUGAGACAAAGCACGUGCAAAAAGUCAUUGGAGGCUACUAUGCCUUUAUCCGGAACGACGCUGGCUUGCGCAUAUUCACGAGAGAAAACUGUGGAUUACAAAGACUCGGUUUAUCUCUGGUCUGGCAGCCGGUCUGUCUGGGAGUUCCGAAACGGUCUACACUGAACGUCGAGUUUGCUGAAACAAUGAAGAGACUGGAGACAUCAGGUAUCUUUAACUACUGGUGGAACGUGCACAUAUCCCAGCUAAAACACAUCACCUGUCCGUCCAGGCAGCGGUCUGUGAGUUCCAGUAUCACGCUGGAUGACAUCAAAAGCGGAUUCGUUCUUCUCGGAGCUGGCAUUGGAGCCGCAGUUCUUUCACUCUUCAUCGAAAUAUUGUGGAACACCAUAAGACGAAAAUGUAAAAUCCAUAGGAAAAUAUUGUAAUGUAGAACCAUAAGUAGAAACCAUGAAUGUUUAUGGAGUUACUUCUUUAAGCCACGGGUAGGACGUAGUCCACUGGUAAAGUGCUCACCUUAUGCACGAUCUAUCUAGGAUUCAUCCCUGUUGGUGCGUCCAUUGGGCUAUUUCUCCAUCCAGCCACUACUCUUCAACCGGUGUAACAAAGGUUGUGGUAUGUACUCUCCUGUCUGUGGAAUGGUGCAUAUAAAAGAUCCCCUGUUGCUAAUUGAACUGACUAGCCCAUGUAAUGGCUGCAGUUUCCACUCUCAUUGUGUAUGAAGUCCUUAACCAUAUUUCCAACACCAAAUAACUAAAUAGAAGUGUGCUGAGACUUUA
This is a messenger RNA of Gigantopelta aegis, 1535 nucleotides long. RefSeq names its product glutamate receptor ionotropic, kainate 5-like. Lineage: Eukaryota; Metazoa; Mollusca; Gastropoda; Neomphalida; Peltospiridae. The transcript is spliced from 4 exons. The coding region runs from base 195 to 1184 and encodes 329 amino acids. Gene Ontology annotation, cellular component: membrane. The record is from RefSeq and is a predicted model, not a curated record. Gene Ontology annotation, molecular function: ligand-gated monoatomic ion channel activity.